Erinaceus europaeus (western European hedgehog) is the source of this 2243-nucleotide messenger RNA. RefSeq names its product aldehyde dehydrogenase 3 family member B1 (gene ALDH3B1). The record is from RefSeq and is a predicted model, not a curated record. Gene Ontology annotation, cellular component: cytoplasm. The transcript is spliced from 12 exons. The coding region runs from base 545 to 1948 and encodes 467 amino acids. NCBI's taxonomy places the organism in Eukaryota, Metazoa, Chordata, Mammalia, Eulipotyphla, Erinaceidae. Gene Ontology annotation, biological process: aldehyde metabolic process. Gene Ontology annotation, molecular function: aldehyde dehydrogenase (NAD+) activity.
GGCUCCCACAGCUGCUGUGUCAUAGACAGCUGACUGGAUUACAGGUGUACCCUGGGCUGGUCCCCUGUGCCCGCCACCAAGAGACAGAGAGGGGGAGAGAAAGACAGACAUCUGUAGACCUGCUUCACCACCUGUGAAGCGACCCCCCAGCAGAGAUUCAGGGCAGCCUGCCAUCCACCAGACUUGGCAUAAGGUGACACGGGACGGACACACCCCAUCAUUGUCGGGGUAACAGAGAUGCAGCCCUCAAGCCCACUGAGACACCUGGGAUCAUGAAGAUUAGCAAGAAGCACCCAGCCAAGCUCUCCUCAGGCUGAGGGAGCUUCCCUCCCAGCGCAGGUGCGUGGCCCAGCCUCCAUCCAGCCCCGCCUGCCUCCCAGCCGCGUCCCUGUCACCACCUGGCCUGGCAGGGCUCCAGGAGUCAGACAGAGCUGUCACAUGCCAAGCCACGUGACGGGCAGCGGGGGCUCCAUCCGGACAGCCACCCUCGGCAGACCCUCCAGGCCGCUGGCCCACGCCUGGGGGACCCAGCCAGCCCGCCAGGAUGGACACCCUGGCAGACACGCUGCAGCGGCUGCGAGAGGCCUUCGGCUCAGGGCGCACCCGGCCAGCUGAGUUCCGGGCCUCGCAGCUCAAGGGCCUGAGCCGCUUCCUGAAAGACAACAAGCAGCUGCUUCAGGAGGCGCUGGCCCAGGACCUGCACAAGCCGUCCUUUGAGGCCGAGGUGUCUGAGCUGAGCAUCGCACAGAGCGAGAUUGACCUGGCACUGCGCAGCCUGCGGGCCUGGAUGAAGGACCAGCCGGUGUCCCGGAACCUGGCCACACAGCUGGACUCGGCCUUCAUCAGGAAGGAGCCCUACGGUAUGGUGCUAGUUAUCUCGCCCUGGAACUACCCCCUGAACCUGACGCUGGUGCCCCUGGUGGGCGCCCUGGCCGCAGGGAACUGUGUGGUUCUCAAGCCCUCUGAGUUCAGCAGGAGCACAGAGAAGGUCCUGGCCGAGGUGCUGCCCCGCUACCUGGACCAGGACUGCUUCGCAGUGGUGCGGGGCGGCCCUGAGGAGACUGGCCAGUUGCUAGAGCGCAAGUUCGACUACAUCUUCUUCACGGGGAGCCCCCGCGUGGGCAGGCUGGUCAUGAUGGCAGCCGCCAAGCACCUAACGCCCGUCACGCUGGAGCUGGGGGGCAAGAACCCUUGCUACGUGGACGAAGACUGCGACCCCCAGACGGUGGCCAACCGCGUGGCCUUCUUCCGCUUCUUCAACGCGGGCCAGACGUGCGUGGCCCCUGACUACGUGCUGUGCAGCCCGGCCACACAAGAGCGCCUGCUGCCGGCACUGCAGAGCGCCAUCAGCCGCUUCUACGGCGAGGACCCCCGAGGCUCCGCCAGCCUGGGCCGCAUCUGCAGCCUCAAGCACUUCCAGCGGCUGCAGGGGCUGCUGGGCUGCGGCAGGGUGGCCAUCGGCGGUCAGAGUGACGAGCGGGACCUCUACAUCGCCCCCACGGUGCUGGUGGACGUGCGGGAGACAGAGCCGGUGAUGCAGGAGGAGAUCUUCGGGCCCAUCCUGCCCAUCGUGACGGUGGGCAGCCUGGAGGAGGCCCUCGCCUUCAUCCGGCGGCGGGAGAAGCCCCUGGCGCUAUACGCCUUCUCCAACCGCAGCCAGGUGGUGCGGCAGGUCCUGGCCCAGACCAGCAGCGGGGGCUUCUGUGGGAACGACGGCUUCAUGCACUUGACCCUGGCCAGCCUGCCCUUCGGAGGAGUGGGUGCCAGCGGGAUGGGUCGCUACCAUGGCCGCUUCUCCUUUGACACCUUCUCGCAUCAUCGUGCCUGCCUGCUGCGCCGCCCGGGGCUGGAGAAGGUGUACAGCCUGCGCUACCCACCCUACUCGCCGCGGAACCUGCAGCUGCUGCUGCUGGCCACACAGGACCGGGGCUGCUGCACCCUGCUUUGAGCCCGCAUGAGAGCCUCCCCCGGCGCUGUGGGGCACUGACCGGGGGAGCCGCCACGGUGGGCAUGGGCGGGAGGACCGGCCCUUCCCCGGGGAGCACGGCGCACCCCCAGCCACAGCGACCUGUCCCCCUCCCUAAGUGGGGGGACCUCUGUGACCACUGCCACCUCCUGAGGACCGAUGUGAGGGCUGGGAGGGGCUCAGCUCCAAUCAGUGAGGCCCCGGGUUCGAGCCCAGGCACAGCACCAAGAUGGAGGAGGCAUACAUUUUGGAUGGUAAUAAACAGGAAUGUCUGGCU